Messenger RNA from Molossus molossus (Pallas's mastiff bat), 1906 nucleotides. RefSeq lists its product as uncharacterized. The record is from RefSeq and is a predicted model, not a curated record. The transcript has 21 exons. NCBI's taxonomy places the organism in Eukaryota, Metazoa, Chordata, Mammalia, Chiroptera, Molossidae. The coding region runs from base 272 to 1906 and encodes 544 amino acids.
ACAAGGGAACUCUAUUGCUUACAUCGAUAAAGAUACAUGGAAGUCAUACCAUUUGGUUGAGAAACUAAAUCUCAGUGGAAAUAAAUUGCAAGAAAUACAUAAGGAAUCAUUUGCAGGCCUAUUAUCUCUCCAGUAUUUAGAUGUAUCCUGCAAUGAAAUAAAAUUUAUACAAAGGAAUUCGUUUGAACCAUUGCCUUUUUUGAAAUAUUUAAAUCUUGGUUGCAACUUAAUCGCAAAAGUGAGCUUUGGAACAUUUCAGGCCUGGCAUGGAAUGCAGUUUUUACACAAGUUUGGCUUCACCAUUUUGCAUUCCCACCAACAAUGUGUGACGAUUCCAGUUCCUCCACAUCCUUGCCAGCCUUUGUUACUGUCUGGUUACAGCCAUCUUAGCAAAUAUAAAUGGAAAAAUAUUUUCAGAAUUCUCAAUGCUAAUCCUCUGACAACUGUUCAAGAUCCAUAUCUUUUUAACUUGCCAGCUUUGAAGUAUUUAGACUUGGGAGCAACACAAGUAUCCCAUACAACAGUUGAUAAGAUCCUCACGGUGUCCCUAAGAUUGGAAAAACUGAUCUUACCUAAACAUUUGGCCUGCUGCCUCUGCCAAUUUAAAAUCCAUAUUGAGGCUAUCACCGAGACAGUCAAACUGCAUUGUGAGACUGAUUGUCUGGCAAACACACCUUGUGAGGAAAAAUCACUAAUGGAAGGACCACUCAUGAAGGUCAUAAGUGCCCGGAAGAAGACCAGCGCCGAGCUGACUAUCCAGCCGGAAGCGACACAUGGAAUGGAAAAUAUCGAGCGUUCAGGAGCCCUCAUAAAGCUCCUGAUGAAGAUGCUCAAGGGACAGCAAGAAGUAAAGGUUUCCAAGACAGAUUGGGAUACGCAACAAUGGGAUACUGAACAAAUGAAUGAGAGGACAGAAGGCCACUCUGGGCAGGAACUGCAGGAGCCCAGUGAGUUCAUAACAGAAGACCAAGAGCAAGAGAAUAUCAACAAACUCCUCAUAGCAUCACCUGUGAUUGCAGUAGCAGCGUUCUUUUUUGUAAUCUUCUGUUUCUUUUUGGUGUGUACAGGAAGAAGAACAAGGAGUCGGGAAGGCUCACUGGAUCAGAUGGAAGAGAGCGGUUUAUGGAGGAGGCUAAUGCUUUGGCUGAAGAGUAUGUUUGAACGUCUCGCUGCCUCCAUUGGCAAGAAUGUGCAGGAGGGGUCUAUUGCCAAAAGGAUCUUACCUAAACAUUUGGCCUGCUGCCUCUGCCAAUUUAAAAUCCAUAUUGAAGCUAUCACCGAGACAGUCAAACUGAAUUGUGAGAAUCAAUGUCUGGCAAAUGCAGCUUGUGAUGAAAAACUACUAAUAGAAGGACCGUUUAUGAAGGUCAUAAAUGGCCGGAGGAACAACAAUACCGAGUUGGUUAUCCAGCCAGAGGUGGCACAAGCAAUGGAAAAUGUCGAUCGUUCAGGAAACUUCAUAAACCUCCUGAUGAAGCUGCUCCGUGAGCAGCAAGAAGUAAAGGUUUCCAAGUCAGAGUGGGAUACGCCACAGUGGGAUACUGAACAAAUGAAUGAGAGGACAGAAGGCCAGGGUGAGCAGGAACUGCAGGAGCCCAGUGAGCUCACAAAAGAAGAGCCGGGACCUGACCAUAUCAACAAACUCCUCAUAGCAUCACCUGUGAUUGCAGUAGCAGCGUUCUUUUUUGUAAUCUUCUGUUUCUUUUUGGCAAGAAGUUUAUGGAAGAGGCUGCUGUUUUCGCUGAAGAGUAUGUUUGAACAUCUUGCUGCCUACAUAGGGAAGAGUGUGCAGGACUCUUCUGAAGAAUCUUCUUACAAAAGUGAAGGCUCUGUAUCGGUCACCGCCACAACCAGGACUUAUGCAGAAGAAACACCUUUGGAAGGGGGACAGGAAAAUGAGGCAUGA